Molecule: messenger RNA, 2565 nt
Organism: Ophidiomyces ophidiicola
Lineage: Eukaryota; Fungi; Ascomycota; Eurotiomycetes; Onygenales; Onygenaceae
Exons: 2
Coding region: 1-2565 (854 amino acids)
Source: RefSeq, a predicted model, not a curated record
AUGUUCGAAACGUCUGCUGUGAAGAGGCACACGUACUGUGCUAUGGAUCGGCCAGAUAGGCAAAUCAUUUGCUUUGUGGAGGAGUUCCCAGCCUGUGAUCGAAGCUUAGCCAAAUUUUCGACCAUCACCUUCCCGUUAGAAGGUUGCAACAGCCCAGUAGUCUACAUGACAAUAGCCCCGACGCAACAACAGGAGACAUUUGAUGUUAUCGUUAUUCAUAGAGAUGGUCGAAUACGUAGACUAUCUUCUGAUCUUAAAACUGAAAGAUGGAGCAUCCUGCCUGAUCCAAUCAAGCUAUCUGGAGAAUUUGAGGUUCACGCGGGCUUCGCCGUCGGAUUUGAUGAAGCUGAAAAGACGCUCUUUCAGAAAAGGCAAGAUCUUACUGCCUUAAUAUUGGGUGACCGCCACGGAUUUCGCUCGGACACUUCCACUAUUUUAAUGCUUGUCAUGCAUCCUCGCCAAGUAAAAACCAUCUUACCAAGCGAAGCGUCGAUUCAUAUCUUUUCGAUUCCUUCGAUUAAUUCUGCAGACGGCUUUGCAGUCAUCGGUCAGCAACACCUGAGACAUGUAAUGACGGUGAAGUUGCCAGAUUUACAGGGACAAAUUCCUUUAACCGCUAGAAACAUUACCUGGAGUGCAAAUUUGAGCCAGUCAGAACUUUCUUUAUCAUUCGAUCGGGGUUAUGUAAGUUAUAACAUCUCGCAUUAUUCUCCCGAGAUUGAUAGCCAUAUGAUUAUGGACAAUGCUGCUUUUUCAUCCAUUAUCCGAGUGUCUCCUCGGACAAUCAUGGGCGCCAGUCACUCAAUGGUUUCGAUAUAUGAUUCAAAAUAUCAAUCACUCCAGGCCGAUUUUUCUCUUCGGGACAUUCCACAAGUUACAUCUUUACGUCAGGGCGAGGCCGCCUCAUCUAUGCAAUUCGUAACUCAUUUUUCAAAGCUCGGUGCUGUGAUAGCUUUGUAUGGAAACAGUCUUCUGACCUUUGAUCUGUUAACGGUGCAGAGCUGGGGUGGACGCUCUAGGAAACGACAGAGGACUGGCUUGCUUAUCGAUUCAAUCGGAAAAGGGUUCCACCUCGAUGAUAAUGAGAGUAAACGACCCGUGCUGGAUGAAAGCUCGCUCCAAUUCAUGAAACCAGUUGGACUUACACAGAAAGAUAUUGCUAGUAAAUGGGCCGACUUAAAAUCGGAGCUGGAAUCGGCAGCAGAAGCAAACGACACCACCCAGUUCGAUAAACUUAUGAAAUCGAAAUUUUGGAAAUCCUUGAAACAGGGAGUAGAGGAGAAGCCGAAGGGUUUUCCUCCAGCACGAGAGUAUAUCGACCUUGAAAGAAUCGAAUUCUUACUCUCUAAAAUCUUUGCAUUUCGUACUGCCGACGACGCAGAGCCCCAUAAACUUAUGGUUCACUUUCUACCUUACGAAACUCUACAAUGGCUAGUCAAUUCACGGCAUUUGACUCUAAGUAACCUGAGAGCAGCUCUCCGCAACUCCACUCCCAACCGCAUUCCCCAUGCUAUUCCCGAUGGGUCUUUAGUUGAGGCCCUGGCGCAUGUAGGACGGUCAAUCAAACUACUACUGCUCGUAUUACGCAGCUCCAUGCAGUUGAAUUCCAUGGAACUAGCCCAUUCUUUGAAGAUACUUCUGGACACUGCGCGCUCCCAUUCAACUAACCAUACUGACCCGCCCAAGGCACUUACGGAUUCUCCCCAAAAACGUACUCCGAGCUGCUCGAAAGAAACAGCAUCGGCUGAGACAAGCAAGAAGGCACGCGGCUCUGAAGUGGUUUUGACGGAUGCUGUAUGUGGGUUGAAUCUCGCGCUUAUCAAACUCCAUGAUAUACCGUUGGAUGCAGUUACUCAGUCGAUUCGAUCCGUCUUGCCUAACUCCGAUAUACUUUCCAUAAUCCACCAUCUCCGCCAUUCACUCGCAACGGGUGGGUACACAUCUCCCUUCACAGAAGACCCGCCACCCUCCUUCGCCAGCCCUAAGAUACCCCUGCUCUCGCUCUCUAUAAUUGUGGAUUUCCUGAAUGCCUGUAUUGAUGCGAUUGGACCCAGUGGCUGGAUUUCAGCUGCUGGUUUUUCCGGAGAAGAAAGUGGUGCAUCUCUGAUAGCGGACAUGAAGUCAGAAAUAUCCGCUGCACUCGCCGGUGUCGAGGAAGCAACACAUCUCAAAGGCACUCUACGGGAAUACAUUCGCUGCUGCAUGACGGCAAAAGAUGAGCCCCUUUUUAAGAACAAUAAAAGCACCAAACAAGGCAGCCAAGGAGAACAAUCGUCUGAUACAUCAAGGCCACGUGUCAAACGCAGAGAACGUGUCAAUGGCGCCGAGAUUUUGGUAUACGAUGAUAUUGCAGACCCGUCUAGACUUCCACAUACCGAUACGAAAAUGCUGCCACUCUCCCUAAAAAUGACAACAAACGGCCAGGGUGGUGAAGCUGGCGAAGUUUCGGGCAAAACGAAGGUACUCAAAUCGACGGGAGAGGUGAGAAAUCGUAGUAAACGUGAAUUAGGCCUUUUGAAAAGCAAAUCUGUUGGGCAGUAUUCGUUUGAGCGAAUUAUUGUAUGA